AAGUGUGAGGUGUUUGGACACAUUGCACGUCGCAAUGAUGGCGAAUCUGUGCGCGAAUCUGCGGGAAUAAUUUUGCAGUGAUGAUAAUGAUUGUGCGUUUUAUCGCGGUUGAUCGUGGGUGACAUCAAACUCGCGAGCAAAUCCGGCCUCCUCUCGUCUUAUGCUGAAUGACCCUUGAAUUUUCAUAAAUAAGCGAGAAUGGGUGUUGGCCUUAAACCAUUAGAGUUUACGGAUUGUUUAACCGACAGUCCGUACUUCCGUGAGAAUUUGCACUAUCACGAACGUGAAUUGGAAAAGACCAGUCAACAAAUUAAGCGGCUCGUUAAAGAGGUCAAAGAUUUAUUGUUAGCUGCUAAAAACUUGUCGAGAGCUCAGAGAGCUUUCUCCAAAACACUACAAAACUUUAGUUUUGAAUGUAUCGGGGAGAGCCAAACUGAGGAUGAAACUCAUAUAUCUCAAAGUCUAAAAGAAUUUGGUAAACUUAUUGCAUCCAUAGAAGAUGAAAGGGAUCGCAUGCUGGAACGAGCAUAUGAUCAGAUUAUAUUGCCUUUGGAGAAUUUUAGAAAAGUACAUAUCGGAGGAGUUAAGGAUGGUAAAAAGAAAUUUGAGAAGCAAACGAUUAAAUUUUGUCAAAGUCAAGAACGUUAUUUAAAUUUAUCCACUAAAAAACAGGACAAUGUGCUGCAAGAGGCUGAUGCAACAUUGGAGAUGGCUGAAAGACACUUCUCUCAAGCUAGUUUAGAAUAUGUAUUCUUGUUGCAAGAGGUUCAAGAGCGGAAAAAAUUUGAAUUUGUCGAAACGUUAUUGGGAUUUAUGUUUGGAUGGCUGACAUUCUAUCAUCAAGGCCAUGAAGUAGCGAAAGAUUUUAAACCUUAUAUGACAGAGCUACAACUAAAAAUUCAAAAGACUAGAGAGAAUUUCCUUGCUACCCGGGAUAAAACUGAAUCGCUUAUGAAUAAAAUGAAGGACAUGAAGAAGUCCACAGUAGAAAGUGGUCUCAACAAAUUGCACUCGCGUGAAGGCUAUUUAUUCCUAAUGGAAAGAAAAGCGUUUGGUACAACAUGGACAAAACAAUACUGCACAUAUCAAAAAGACAAGAAAGAGUUUACUAUGAUCCCUUACAAUCAACUCACGGGUAAAUUUAGCAGCAAAGAAACAUUUACGUUAGCAUCUUGCAUACGUCGUAUGUCAGACACUAUUGAAAAAAGAUUUUGUUUCGAUAUCACUGCCAUUGACAGACCUAAUGUAACAUAUACAUUUCAAGCGCUUUCCGAAGAGGAUAGAAAAUUGUGGAUGGAUGCCAUGGAUGGGAAGGAACCUACUUUUCCGCGAUUAGGUUCUUCCGUAAAAUCUGAGGAUAUGACAUUAGAUGAAAAUGGUUUUGCGUUUGUAUCCAAGUGUAUCGCGGCCCUCGAAGAUAGAGGACUCGAAGAACAAGGUUUAUAUAGAGUGGUCGGUGUGGCAUCUAAGGUAACCAAGCUCCUGACAAUGGGACUCGAUAAGAGGAAAGUAGAGAAGCUCAACUUGAACGAUCGUUUUGAAUGGGAGAGCAAAACUAUUACCAGCGCGCUCAAAACUUACCUGAGAACGUUGUCCGAGCCAUUAAUGACAUUUCGAUAUUACAACAGCUUCAUUACAGCUGCGAAGCAGGAGACGAAGGAAACUCGGAUAAAUGAUAUACACAACCUCGUCUAUCGACUACCUAAGACCAACUUCAAUAUGCUGAUUCUUCUUAUCACUCAUCUUUGCACUGUGGCGAAGAAAAGCGAUAAAAAUCUAAUGACUGUGGGAAACUUGGCAGUAUGUUUCGGUCCAACUUUGUUACGACCGGAAGAAGAAACAGUGGCUUCUAUAAUGGAUAUUAAAUUUUACAAUAUUGUUGUGGAGAUAUUGAUCGAAAAUUGUGAAAGAAUAAUAGCUGGGCCACCUCCAGAUUCAUCGCGAAUAACGGCAGUGCAAGCCGUAGUUCCAAAUAAAUCGCAAUGUGCUAAAAUGGAAGAAGGUCCGACUUCUUCGGGUAAUGGAACAGCGUUCUUAAGAUAUCCGUUACACACAGCGGUAGCUGUUACACCCGCCACAUCGUCGCACGCGCACCUUGUUACAAGAUCCUACUAUGAUGGCCAGCCUUUAACCGUUGUUAAUAAACCACCGCCCACCGUCGAUGAACGAAAUAACGGGGAUUACGAAGAUCUCGACAAUACGAGUCAUCGUAUACCAUCGUAUCUGGAUAGUCGUGGCGGUCGAAUAAAAUUGACUAACGCAAAUCUCAUGUAUCAUUCGGCCGACAAAGUUCUGAGCGGUGGCAAUACGAGUAGUUCGAGUGAAUCAAUCGCGUCGGACCCACAUCCAUUCACAGGCGAGUUACCGGUAAAACAAAAACGUGGCACUAUGAUAUCCGUACAUGGAUAUCCUACGGCUUACCCUCAGCGCAGUAACUCAUCGAUAUGUCCCAUUAAUACUUCACCGAAUAGUGGACGUUCGAGUCCCGGUCAAAUGCCAGGAAUUUGGAGAGUACGAACUUUGUACGCGUGUAUGGCGGAAAACGACGGCGAGUUAUCAUUUGAACCAAAUCAAAUUAUCACAAAUGUCAAGGCCUCUUUGGAGCCAGGUUGGCUAGAAGGUACGUUAAACGGCAAAACGGGCUUGGUGCCUAAAAAUUAUGUAGAACAACUACCUUAAAUAUUACGAAAAAAACCAAAGUGUUGAAGAUUCUUGUUAAAGAUUCUCCAUCAUAAACAUUGUUUUAAAUAUUACUUUUGGUAUUGCUGAAGGGAGCAAACCAAAGCUUGUGAAAGUUAUGCAACACGAUGUUUAAAAACACUCGAGUUGUGCUAAUUUUCUUUGGAUACACACACUGCUUAGUCAAUUAUAUAUACAUAUACUCGCGCGCGUAUAGUUAUUUAUUAGAAAAACCAUUUUGCUCUAUGUAUCUAAAUUGUAUAUAUAAUCACUUAUUAUGAGUGAUAUAUAUAUGUGCAUAAGGACCAUAUAUAUAGAAAUAUAAUAUAUCUGAUGUAUUUCAAUAUACAUUUAUAUAUUGAAAGAGUCUCAUGUAUAUGGAAAUUCCAUGGAGCUUGUAGGAAAUUUUAAAGGCAAUAACUAUUUGUUUAUACUAUUG
Messenger RNA from Camponotus floridanus (Florida carpenter ant), 3118 nucleotides. RefSeq names its product rho GTPase-activating protein 26 (gene Graf). Gene Ontology annotation, biological process: signal transduction. Gene Ontology annotation, molecular function: GTPase activator activity; protein binding. NCBI's taxonomy places the organism in Eukaryota, Metazoa, Arthropoda, Insecta, Hymenoptera, Formicidae. The transcript is spliced from 20 exons. The coding region runs from base 199 to 2679 and encodes 826 amino acids. The record is from RefSeq and is a predicted model, not a curated record. Gene Ontology annotation, cellular component: cytoplasm.